Messenger RNA from Cryptomeria japonica (Japanese cedar), 495 nucleotides. RefSeq lists its product as uncharacterized. Lineage: Eukaryota; Viridiplantae; Streptophyta; Pinopsida; Cupressales; Cupressaceae. The transcript has 2 exons. The coding region runs from base 1 to 495 and encodes 164 amino acids. The record is from RefSeq and is a predicted model, not a curated record.
AUGGAUUGGGCAAAUGUUCUAGGGGAGAAUGUGGCCAUGUUUCUUUCAGAUUUUGAUAAGGCUUAUGACAGGGUUGAAUGGGAAUUUAUUUUGAUGAUGCUAGAAGACUGUGGAUUUCCUGUGGAAUUCUAUAAAUGGGUGAAGGUUCUCCUUAAAGAUGGAUCAAAACAGGUAGAGAUUAAUGGCUCUCUCACUCAGGUAUAUGUUAGAAUGAUCAUUGAGAAGAAUAAAUUCCUUAGAUUCCUUAAAGAAAGACAAGCCAAGAUGUUUGUACAUGAGUUAGAGAAUGGGUACAAAUGGAGGCAGGCCGCAAAGGAACACAAGUCCAUUGAUUUAGCAUUGGAGAGUCUUGGGAUAGAGAUUGGGAAAACCAAAGACCCAGUGAUGGAACACAUUCAGAUGCUUAGCCAACUACUUGAGGGGAAGCAGGAACUAUGGAUGGAAGGCCCUCUAGGGUGGACCACUUGGAUGGAGGCCUUUCAGGACCAUGAGUAG